AUGAGAUGGGGUCAUAAAGCUAAUCCAGAUAGGUGGUUCAUAAACUUACAACCUCAAUUCCAAGAAGUUGUAGACGCAAUGGAAGUGAAUGGUGAACCAGAUGUAGCUGGUAUUUUCAGCGCGGCUUUAAUGCCAUUGAAAGAUAUGAAAGAUGCAGAUAUUUUGAACCAGUAUGAAAUGAACAUGGCUGAUGGAAAUAUAACACCUGACGUUCUAGAACAUUUAUCUCAAAGAACUACACAGAACCAUAGAGAUGGUAUAUUUGGUGAAGAGUUUAGAAAGAAAGUUAGGGAGAGCGAAGGAAGAGAACCUAUUGUACAUGACCUUGCAAACGAAAGUUUGCAAAAUGUCAUAAAAACUUACUUUGCAGACAAUGAACUGAGAAGGGAUGAAUAUUUAAGAAAACUCAAAUGGACAGUACCAAAUGAAAUGUUAGUAUUGAAAAACAUGUUCCUUGACAAAAUAAAACCAACUACAGAAAUAAACGACGCAAGACUGAAAGAUUGGGUAAAAGCUUUCCCAUUCACAAAAGAUAUUGUUGGUAACAUGGAAAGAAAACCAGAAUGGCUACAAAAACAUAUAUUUGGAAACGAGCAUAUUCCAUAUGGACAGGCACUGUUUGAAGAGCUUGAACCGGAAACUCAGAAAAGAGUCAUGCAAACAAUAAGCGACGACUCAAAUACAAACUAUGACAAACUCUUUCUAGGAUAUAGGUUACCUGAGAUGGGCGACCAGAGCCAAAAGGCAAAAAGGACAUGGGAAAUUUGCAACAUACUAGAUGAACAUAAUGCAAAGAUGCAACAACUUCAAGCAGAGGGCAAUGAAGGAAAAAGAAGAGUUAAAAACUCAGUCAGGAAGAAAGUAAAGCUUGGUCCACGUGGGUUCUAUUAUGACAUAUAA
Messenger RNA from Trichomonas vaginalis G3, 900 nucleotides. RefSeq names its product protein of unknown function, DUF4106 family. Bases 1 to 900 code for a protein of 299 amino acids. The record is from RefSeq and is a predicted model, not a curated record. NCBI's taxonomy places the organism in Eukaryota, Parabasalia, Trichomonadida, Trichomonadidae. The transcript has a single exon.